AUGGUUAAAAAAAUUCAAGAUAUAUUAAAACAAAAAUUUAUUAAAAUUAAUACUAAAGAAGGAAGUGGUACUAUAAAAAUAUUUGGUGAUGCAUUAAAUCCUUCUAUACCUUAUAAAACAUUUCUUCUAUCGAUAGACGAUACAACAGAAUGGAUUGUUAAAGAAAUGCUUGAAAAAUAUGGAUUAAAACAUGAAGAUCCACAAAAUUAUUGUUUACUUCAAAUUAUUAUUCCACCACGUGAUCAAAUCGGUAAUACAACUAUUAAAGAAACCAUACUUCAUGAUAAAGAAUGUUUAUUAAAUAUUUAUUUAAAUCAUGUACAAAAAAAUCAAGGAUCAAUUAUAUUUAAAGUAAUUAAAUGUCCACAAGAAUAUAUUGAAAUUCGUAAACAACAUCGUACACAAGAAACAACUUUAGAUCUAAUUAAAAUUCCAUCAAUUCAAUCUCGAAUUAUUAAUAAUCAACUUCCCAUGUUUAUCGAAAUUAAUCAUGAUAGCACUGAUCUUUUAACACCUCGUGUAUUUAAACUUUAUCCAAAUACGACAUAUGUUGGUCAUAAUACAAAAUCAGCGAUUGGACAACAAUAUUUUUAUAUUGACGGUGCUGGUAUUGAUCGUGAUCAUUGUACAAUAGAAAAUCAAAAUGGUACUGUCACACUUAUUCCACAUGGGGAAAUAUGGAUCAAUGAAAAACUUAUUUCGACACCAUUUAUUCUUCAACAUGGAAUAGUAAUUCGUUUUGGACGAAAUUCAACAUUUUAUUAUUGUGAUCCACAAUUUGUUCAGAAAUCAAAAUUAAUCUCAGGACAAAGAAAACAACAAAAUGAAGAUAAUUUAUUUGUCUAUGGUUCUUUACCAAUAUUAUCAAUGAAUGGAAUAAAUAAAACGAAGAAUUUUCAAUCAAGUGCAUUACAUAUUCAACCAAAGAAAACAUUAUCAACUAAUGUUGUUGAACAAGGAACAAAAUUCAAUGUUUUACCGGGAUUAUUGGAAGUUCCUGUUGAAAGUGAAAUUCGAUUUCUUCAUGCUAUUUUUAAUAAUUAUCCAUUAAAUAAUAUUCAUUUUCGUUUAUCACCUGUAUACACACUUUAUAUGGCAUUACGAUAUCGUCUUUCACCAUAUGGAAAAUCGAAUGUACCGUUUGUAAAAAAAUUAGAAAGUGUUAUUUCAUUACUCUAUCAUAUUGAAAAUAUGAUAAAUAAAAAAAUUGAAGAAUGUCAAGAACAUGGUGGUUAUCUUGCUUAUUGGUUAGCAAAUAUAUCAGAAUUUCUUUAUUUUUUAAAACACGAUCGAGAUUUAUCAAAAAUUUCUCAUGAUAUACAAGUUCGUUUAAUUAAAUCUAUUCAACGUUUAUUUUAUUAUUUAAUAAAUUGUUUUAAAAAUGAAUUAGAUAAAUAUUUAAUUGCAUUUACUAAUCUACAGGAUGAUAUUGAACAUAAUAUUCAUAUGACAUUGAAUAAUUCGAAAGUUUUAGAAGAAAAUAAUUUAAUAAAUUUAAAAUUGUCUGAUACACGUUGGAUAACAAUUGAUAGAAAUACAAAUCAAUAUCAUCAAUCAACAUUAGAUGAUAUACUUUUAACAUUUUCAUCAAUAAUGAAUUUAUUACGUAAAUGUCGUGUAAAUGUUGCAUUAACAAUUCAAAUAUUUUCACAAAUAUUUUAUUAUAUAAAUACAUGGUUAUUUAAUCGUAUUGUUUGUUGUCCAGAUUUAAAAUUAUGUUCAUAUAUUUGGGGAGAAAAAUUAUUAUUUCGAUUAAAAUCUAUUAAUGAUUGGGCAGAAAAACAAGGUUUAGAAUUAACAUCAGAAUGUCAUUUAAUGAAAGUUAAUCAAUUAUGUCUAUUAUUAAAAAGUUCAAAAAAUAAUAUACAUGAUAUACAACAGUUAUUAAUGAAUGAAACAUUGAAAAUUAAUUCAAUACAAAUAAUACAAAUAUUAAAUAAUUAUAUCUUAAGUAGAAAUGAACCACCGAUUUCAAAUAGUUUUCGUGAAGCUCUUCUUUCUGUUGCUUAUAAACAUGUUGAUGAAAAUUUACAUCGUAAAGGUUUUCUAAUUCAAUUAGCUGAAGAACCUAAUUUAACAUUACCAUUUUUAUUUCCGGAAGAUGGUUAUACAUGUGAACAUUUACGUGGUAUACCAGAAAAAUUAUUUGAAUUUAUUGAACCUAUGAGUCGAUUAGUAUUAUGUCGUUUAUUUACAAAUUCAUAUAGUCUUGGAUUAUGGACUGAAUUUUUACAAAUAUCAAAAAUUGAAAAUAAUAAUAAAGAUAAUGAUAAAAUAGAAACGAUUAUAUUAAAUAAAAAAGGAAAUAAUCUUGGUUUAAGUAUUGUUUCAGCAAAAAGUGAAUCUCAACAAUUUCAAGGUGUUUAUAUAAAAGGUAUUAUAUCUGGUAGUGCAGCAGAAGAUGAUGGACGUCUUCAACCAGGUGAUCAAAUCCUUUGUGUUGAUGAAAUUGGUCUUAUUAAUAAAACACAAGAACAAGCUGCCGAAGCACUUAAACAAUGUGGACCUUCUGUUACCUUACAAAUACGAAAAAAUGCAGCUAAUAGUCAUGGUCUUUCAACUCUACUUACAACAUCAUCGGAUAAUCAUGAUGAAUUUAAUCGUUUUUAUUCAGCAUCAAAUUCUUCAUUAACAUCAUUACAAUAUCCACAUUCGACACUUGCAUUAAAGACUACAAAUAAUCAUGAACGAUUAUCAACUGUCCAACAACAAUUAACUACUCAUAUUCACCAUGGUCAAUUUAAUUCAUUAGUAACUCAACCUUGUAUAAAAAAAGAAUUAUUACCUCAUGAAAUAAUUAAUCAUCAACAACGAUUAAUACUAUCAUCACGUUUAAAUCAAAAUGAUCAAAUAAAUUCUCAUAUACCACAACAAUAUCAAUCGAGUCCAAGUAUUUUUAAUUCAAAACAAUCAAAUGAACAAAAAUUAAAUAUUUAUGACAAUAAUUUUCAACUAACAAAUUCUAUUCGAUUAAAUAAUCACACACAAUCAUUGACUAAUCGAAAUGUAUCUACAGUUAAAUCAGUAGCCUUUCAAGAAAACAUUCCAUUAGAUCAAAAUGAAAAUUAUCGAAUAAAAUCAGCGAUACCACCUAAAACAUUACCAAAACCAACAAUUAAUUAUCUUGCAUUAAUAAAACAAACUAAUUCAACAAAUGAUCUUGAUAACAGUAAUAGAUUAUCAAAAACAAGUUUAUCUUCAACAUACGAUCAUUUAGCUUCACCAAUGCGAAAACUUCAAGCUGAAGAAGAAGAAGAAAAACUAACAAAAUUCGCAAAUACAAAUGAAGAUAAUAUAAGUGAAAUACGAUCAAAACGUAUUAAUGAUUUAAUAACUAAACUGAAUCGUACCGAACAAGAAGAAAAAGAAUUAAAUAGUUUAAAAUUAGACAAUGAAUUUGAUUGUCGUGUUGAAGAAUUUUAUUCUCAAUUAAAAUUCAACAAUAAUCAAAAGAUUUCUUCUCGAUUAGAAAAUAGUACAAAUGAAACGAAUCAAUUUGAUGAAAAAUUGAAACGUCGUUUAGAACAAUUUGAACAAGAACGACAAAUCGAACGAGCAAAUAUUAAUCGAAUGUUUACUAAACAUAAACUUGACACCGAAGCACGUUUACGUAAAGAGCGCGAACGUGAGAUUCGUGCUGAUCGUGAUAUGCAAGAAUUUAAAACUCGACGAAUGUCAGAAGACGAACGAAUACUUGAAGCUAAAAAAGAACAAGCUCGAUUAUUAAAGCAUAUUCGUUUUCCUAAUUCAAGAAUCAAAGAUGAUCAAUUAUCAACUAUUGAUGAUGAUGAACAUAUAACCAGUGAAUUCGAUUCAAAUAAUAAUAAUUCAUUUCUUCAACAAAGUUCAUCUAUUUUUGACGAUCAAGAACUUUAUAUCGAUCCAUGUUAA
Messenger RNA from Rotaria sordida, 3891 nucleotides. Lineage: Eukaryota; Metazoa; Rotifera; Eurotatoria; Philodinida; Philodinidae. The record is from the annotation of a GenBank genome assembly.